AUGUCACUCACAAACUCGAGCCCCGUCUCGUGUGCGCAAUCCGCCUCACUUGCCGCGCACACCCUCUCCAUCCUGCCGCUCGCAGCGCGUAACGCCGCACUGACAGCAAUUCAUGCAGCACUCGUGCAGCACAAGUCUGACAUCCUCGCGGCCAACGCGCUCGACAUGGCCCGCGCGCAGCAGGCCUCGUCACAGGGCGAGCUAAGCCAGUCGGUACUGAAGCGUCUCGACCUGGGCCGAAAGGGCAAGUACGAGGACAUGUUGAAGGGGAUCCUGGACGUGCGGGACUUGCACGACCCGAUCGGCAGGGUCGAUCUGCGCACGAGGUUAGAUCAGGGCCUGGAACUGGAGAGGGUGUCUUGUCCCAUCGGCGUCUUGCUUAUUAUCUUCGAGGCUCGCCCCGAGGUCAUCGCCAACAUCUCGGCCCUGGCCAUCAAGUCCGGCAACGCGGCCAUUUUGAAAGGCGGCAAGGAAAGUUCCGACAGCUUCGAGGCCAUCGCCAAGGUCAUCGGGGAGGCCCUGGCCAGCACCCAUGUUCCUGUCGGAGCCAUACAGUUGGUCAAGACGAGGGAUGUCAUUGAUGAACUACUAGACCUUGAUCGGUACAUUGACCUCGUGAUCCCGAGAGGCGGCAAUGAACUGGUGAGGUAUGUCAAGAGCCACACAAAGAUUCCGGUCUUGGGGCAUGCCGACGGCCUGUGCUCGGUAUAUUUGCACAAGGACGCGGAGAAAGACGUGGCGGUCAAGGUGGUUGUGGACUCCAAAUGCGAUUACCCUGCCGCGUGCAAUGCGGCAGAGACGCUUCUUGUGCACGAGGCCGUGCUGAAGACGGUGCUGCCGAGCGUGGUUGAAGAGCUGCAAAAGAAGGGCGUGAGUCUACGGUGCGACGAACCGAGCAAGAAGGCAUUGACGGCAGUGCUGAGUCCCGCGAACGCAGCCUUACUACAAGACGCGACUGAGGAGGACUUUUCAACCGAGUUCUUAGACCUGGUUAUGGCUGUUAAAACGAUCCCAGGAACACCACCACCCUCGAACGUCACCGGCACCAGCGGCACAUUACUACCAAACGGCCACUCUUCUGCCUCAACUGCCAGCGACGAAGAAGAACCGGACCAGCCUGCACUCCUACGCGCCAUCGCGCACAUCAACACUAAUUCGUCGCACCACACCGACGCCAUCGUCACGCGCUCCUCCGCCUCCGCCGAACAGUUCAUGUCCGCCGUUGACUCGGCCGGCGUGUAUUGGAACGCCUCCACCCGGUUCGCGGAUGGGAUGAGGUACGGCUUCGGCACCGAGGUCGGCAUCAGCACGAACAAGAUCCAUUCGAGGGGCCCUGUGGGAUUGGAAGGGUUGACCAUCUACAAGUACAAGAUCAGGGGACGCGGUCAGGGCGCCGGAGAGUACGGCGACGGGGAAGGGAAGAGGAGCUUUCUACAUGAGAAGAUGGAGAUAUAA
Messenger RNA from Cladophialophora bantiana CBS 173.52, 1455 nucleotides. Its product is annotated as glutamate-5-semialdehyde dehydrogenase. Gene Ontology annotation, molecular function: glutamate-5-semialdehyde dehydrogenase (NADP+) activity. The record is from RefSeq and is a predicted model, not a curated record. The transcript has a single exon. Lineage: Eukaryota; Fungi; Ascomycota; Eurotiomycetes; Chaetothyriales; Herpotrichiellaceae. Bases 1 to 1455 code for a protein of 484 amino acids.